This is a messenger RNA of Papaver somniferum (opium poppy), 1812 nucleotides long. RefSeq names its product cytochrome P450 71A1-like. NCBI's taxonomy places the organism in Eukaryota, Viridiplantae, Streptophyta, Magnoliopsida, Ranunculales, Papaveraceae. Bases 60 to 1607 code for a protein of 515 amino acids. The record is from RefSeq and is a predicted model, not a curated record. The transcript is spliced from 2 exons. Gene Ontology annotation, molecular function: heme binding; monooxygenase activity; oxidoreductase activity, acting on paired donors, with incorporation or reduction of molecular oxygen.
AUAUUUCAACAUCAUUAUCAUCAAGCUCUUCGUUAGAAUAUUACUAAGAUCAACCAACAAUGGCUGGUAACCCAUUACAGGUAGCUUUACAAUGGAUUCAAGCUCAGCAACAAGGUCCACUCUUCCUUCCAAUCACUGUUUCCAUCAUCAUUUCUCUCUUCGUUUUCCGUUGGUUUAUCGGUGGAGAUAAGCAUAAACUACCACCAUCUCCGCCAAAGCUUCCAAUCAUUGGAAAUUUUCAUCAAUUAGGAACACUACCUCAUCGAACUCUCCGAGAUCUUUCCAACAAGUAUGGUCCUUUGAUGAUCUUAAACUUGGGUACUGCCAAAACCCUCGUCGUUUCGUCCCCUGAGAUGGCUAAGGAAAUCACUAAGACCCAUGAUCUUGUUUUCGCAAACAGACCAGCUACAAAAGGUGCUAAGAAACUUCUCUACAACUGUACUGAUGUGGGUUUUGCACCUUACGGUGAGUACUGGAGAGAAGUCAGAAAGGUAUGUGUCAGUGAACUCUUAAGUGCCAAAAGAGUUCAAUCUUUCGAAGUUGUAAGAAUAGAAGAGAUCGGAUUUUUGAUGAAGAAGAUAAAGGUUUUGAGUUUGAAGCCCGGAACGGUUGUUAAUCUGACCGAGUUGUUGCUGAAUCUUGCAAACAAUCUGAUCUCAAGAGUUGCUUUUGGAAAGUCGUAUGACGAAACAGACGGCACGAGCAGACUUGGGCACUUGACGAGGGAUGUACUAACGCUAAUGGGAGCAUUCAGCGUGGGGGAUUACUUCCCAGCGUUUGGUUGGGUCGAUGGACUCACUGGCUUGACCGGAAGGAUGGACAAGACACAUACAGAACUGGAUGCUUUCUUUGAUCAAGUCAUUGAAGAUCAUUUGAAUAACAAAUUAGGAAGUUCUAAUCAUGAUCAUGAAACCAUUAUCGAUACGUUGCUUCGUGUUCAGAAAGACAAAACCACCAACAUCACUCUCGUUCGAGACAAUAUCAAAGCCAUUGUCCUGGAUUUAUUCGUAGCUGGAACAGAUACAGUCUCAGUUGUUGUUGAGUGGGCAAUGGUUGAACUCGUAAAGAAUCCGGAGAUGAUGAAGAAAGCUCAAGAGGAGGUACGCCGAGUAGUUGGAGAUAAAUCAAGGGUUGACGAAGACGAUAUUCAUCACAUGGAUUACGUAAAAUGCGUUGUCAAAGAGAUUCUUAGACUACAUCCACCAGUCCCAUUAUUGGUUCCAAGAGAAUCGAGUGAAGAAACUAUUAUUAAUGGAUUUCACAUCCCAGCAAAAACAAGAGUGUUUGUUAAUUCAUGGGCAAUCCAAAGAGAUCCAAACUCAUGGAAAGAUCCUGAAGAAUUCAUCCCGGAGAGAUUCGUUGACAAUCCUGUUAAUUAUAGUGGACAGCAUUUUGAAUACCUGCCAUUUGGUGCUGGAAGAAGGGGUUGUCCUGGAAUGCAAUUUGGUUUAAUAGCUUCCGAACUACUUCUUGCGAAUCUCUUGUUUUGGUUUGACUGGAAACUGCCUUUAAAUGGUUCGGGUAAACCAAAUCUUGACAUGGAUGAAUCUUUUGGACUUACCGUCUACAAGAAAAAUCCUACUUAUAUCAUUCCAAGCUUGCACUGAAUGACUCAAGGUGGUUGAUACAAUGGUCUCUUAGUUCGGUUCGGUUCGCCAUUAUAUUGUUUAGGAGUACUAAUUGCUUUUAAUUCGAUUUGAUUGUGAUUCAGUGUACAAGUUUUUCUAUUUGGUUGUAAACGUUUGUGUGUGCAAUAAAAAAUGUCCGAGCGACAAGUUUCAAAGCCGCCGUGAGUUACCAUCUCAGGCAACA